Molecule: messenger RNA, 1509 nt
Organism: Vombatus ursinus (common wombat)
Lineage: Eukaryota; Metazoa; Chordata; Mammalia; Diprotodontia; Vombatidae
Product: retinol dehydrogenase 8-like
Exons: 6
Coding region: 96-1112 (338 amino acids)
Biological process (GO): estrogen biosynthetic process
Cellular component (GO): cytoplasm
Molecular function (GO): estradiol 17-beta-dehydrogenase [NAD(P)+] activity
Source: RefSeq, a predicted model, not a curated record
UCCCUUUAUUAGGGCUAGAGAAAAGCCCAGCAGGGAGACAGAGAGUAGGGCAGGGGGCAAAUGCCAAGACUGAUCCUGGUUCCUGCUGUGCCCCCAUGGCUCCCAGAACAGUCCUUAUCACUGGCUGUUCCUCAGGCAUCGGGUUGGCACUGGCUGUGAGACUGGCCACUGAUUCCCAGGGACGCUUUAAAGUGCUGGCCACCAUGAGGGACCUGAGUUGCCGUGGACCCCUAGAGGAAGCAGCUGGAUCAGCCCUGGGACAAACCCUAGAGAUUGAGCAACUGGACGUCUGUGACGAGGGCUCUAUCACUCGUUGCCUGGAUAAGCUUCCAGGACAAUAUGUGGACAUCCUUGUCAGCAAUGCAGGCAUAGGGCUCAUCGGGCCCCUAGAGUCACUGUCCCUGGAUGACAUGCGCCAGGUUAUGGACACCAAUUUCUUUGGGUUGGUGCAGCUGGUUCGGGCACUGAUGCCUGCCAUGAAGCGCCAACGCCGGGGACACAUCGUGGUUAUCAGCAGCAUCAUGGGCUUGCAGGGCAUCAUGUUCAAUGAUAUCUAUGCAGCCUCCAAAUUCGCAGUGGAGGGUUUCUGUGAGAGUCUCCUGGUACAAGCACUUCGGUUCAACAUUUCGGUAACACUGGUAGAGCCAGGCCCUGUGACCUCAGAGUUCGAGGGAAAGCUGUAUUCCGGGGUGGAGCAGGUGGACUGUGUUGGCACUGACUCCGAGACUGCAGACAUCUUUACCCGCAUCUACUUGCCCAAUUCCCGGGCUCUCUUUGCUAGCCUGAGCCAGAGCCCUGAGGAUGUGGCCGAGCACACCCUGAAGGUCAUCUGUGCCCGCCGCCCACCCUUCCGCCACCAAACCAACCCGGCCUACACGCCCAUGCUGGCCCUGAAGCGCGCCGACCCGUCGGGGGAACUGGCGGGCGCCGCCUUCUACAGCCUGGUGUUCCGCCACGGACCACUGCUCCGGGCCAGUCUUCACGCCGUGCGCCUCUGCCGCUGGAAGGCGCGCAAGCUCCGCCAGGCUCUACGCUUGCUCGGCCUCAGCCGAACCGGGUCCCCUUGGUCUCCAGCCUGUCCCUCGGCCCCGCCGGACUCCGGGCAAGCUUGAAGAGGCUUCGUUCGCUUUCCCUCAGUGCCCAUCGCGGGAAUCCCCUCCUACCCCCUUUCCCCCAACGGAGUGUCCUGGAACCCGGACUCUGAGACUAGGGCGGGCGCGCUGUGCGUGUGGGUCUGUGGUGUUGGAGGGACUGGAUGGAGGAGUCCGAGCCGCCCGGUCUCCUCUCUCCCUCCUGUUCAGCUGCUGAGAUACCAGCAACCCACACUUGGCACCGUCUAGUCCAAACCCUCGCCCCCUUCUCAUUUUCCAAAGGGGAAAACCGAGGCCCAGAGAGGGAUGGGAAUAUGUCCGAAAUCACACAGUCACAGUGGAACCCGGGUCUCCGGACUCCAAGACCCCGACAUCCUGACACUACGAGGAUCUAAGGCGCCUGGCUGGGGCGGGCAGG